Molecule: messenger RNA, 1299 nt
Organism: Rotaria sordida
Lineage: Eukaryota; Metazoa; Rotifera; Eurotatoria; Philodinida; Philodinidae
Source: the annotation of a GenBank genome assembly
AUGCCGGACAUUACUACAAGUGACGAACUACAACAACAGCAAAUCAAAUAUGGUGAAUUAGUUGUUCUCGGAUAUAAUGGGCAAAUUCCUAAUGGUGAUCGUGGUAGACGAAAAAGCAAAUUUCAAUUGAGACAACGUACACAAGCUAAUGGUCUCAAAGCACAACGACAACAUUUAUGCAAAAAUGCAGAUGAAGUACAGAAAUUAACUCAAGCUGAUUUUCAUUCAAUUUCAUAUACAUUAUCAAGAAAUCAAACAGUUGUUGUACAAUAUGCACAUGAUGAGGAUUCAGAUAUGUUUCAAAUUGGUCGAUCAUCAGAAAAUCAAAUUGAUUGUAUUGUUAUGGAUACUGUUCCUGGAGCAAAAACAUUUGAUGAUUUAACUGUACCACAAUCAACUAUUUCACGUUAUGCAUGUCGUAUUGUUGUUUCACGUCAUCCACCAUAUACAACUCGAAUAUUUGCUGCUGGUUUUGAUGCAUCAAAAAAUAUUUUUCUUGGAGAAAAAUCAAUAAAAUGGAAAAAUGAUCGUAAUGAAAUGGAUGGUGUAACAACAAAUGGUAUUUUAGUUAUGCAUCUUGAUGGUGAUCAAUUUAAUACAAAUUCAAAAGCAACUAAAUGGAAAGAAGUAUCAGUUGGUGGAAGUGUUUUUGAUUUAGGUGAAGGACGAUUAAAAUUUAAUUAUCAAUCAACACCUCCUUCAAAUACAGAUAAUAUUCUUAAAGAUGGUAGUCUUAUUGAUUUAUGUGGAGCAACACUUCUAUGGAGAUCAAUUGAAGGUCUUAAAUAUACACCUACUCGUCGUUUACUUGAACUUGAAUUAGAUCAAUUAAAUUCUAAAAAACCACAAUGUCCUGUUGGAUUAAAUACAUUAAUAAUAAAAACACAUCCAUUUUCAUCGGCAUCGUCAUCAUCAUCAUCAUCAUAUUCUCCAAAUGCAUUUGUUUAUGUUUUAUGUGGACAUGUUCAUGGAAAUCAUAAAUGGGGUGUUAAAAAUGAUAAUAAUGAAUUACGUGAAUGUCCUCUUUGUCGAACAAUUGGUCCACUUAUUCCAAUUAUACCUGGUAUUGAACCAGCAUUUUAUGUUAUACCAAAUACAGAUAAUGAAUCAACAACAUCAUAUGCUUUUCAUCCAUGUGGACAUAUGACAUCACAAUCAACAGCAUUAUAUUGGUCAAAAAUAAAAGUACCAUAUGGUACUAAAGGUUUAAAAUCAAUAUGUCCAUUUUGUUCAAUAUCUUUAUCAGAAACAAAACCAUUUGUUCGUUUAAUUUUUCAAGAUUCCAUUCAUAGACAGUGA